AUGCCCACAGGAUUCACAGGUCAAAAUCAACCAGAAAUGCAGGCCGCCCCAGGUGUCGUCACACAAGAACAGCUUGCGUCUGUAAUGGGGGCUCUGUUUGGUCCCGAUGGGACGAAUGAAGGUUAUAAUCCGGCAACGGAUCGAGAUGAGAUUCCACAACAGAAUUUUGUUCCCCCCACGCCGCCGUUUCGAUCAAAUUACGAGAAUGACCUGAUUUUACAGUUUAAAUCAGUCUUGGACGAGAGGCUGCUAGAGAACAACCGGAGACUUACCAAUAUGUUCAUGGGAGAGUUUUCUCAAUCAUAUCGAUGUUCUCCAAAGCAAAAAACGGUCAGGACUCCGGUGACCGUACGAACACCAAAAGAAGAGGCACACACUCAGAGUGAUAAUGCUGUUGCCGAUUCAUUUAUCAAUUACGAUAACGCCUACCACGUCUUUAUGAGCCCGAUGGUGAAUGAAGAUUUUAAUGAGGAUCCUGAAAUAAUCAAACUGAGACGAUCCGAAAGGCUUGUAAAGCCCGCAGCAGCUGUGCUAUCCCCGUAUGUGGCUUACAAAAGAUUGAAAGAUAGAAAAGCCAAAAGGUUAAGAAACGAGGAUAGACAAAUUGAAUUCAUCAAGCACUUGUAUCCAAAUUGCGGCAGUAAACAUCUUUCCCUACUAGCGGGGAAUUCUGUCGGUCCAAAUUUUUGGGAGUCAUUGCUGGGCAUGGACGAUCGCGGCUGGUUAAGCGAUGAUCAUAUAUUUGGGUGGAUGAUCCACAUGUAUCAUUCAAGAAAUGAAAGUGAUCGGUGGAGUAUUCUACCCCCAUAUUUUCAAAAUUAUUUUCGGUACACGGCCGUCGACCAUACCUGUAAAGGUUACUUUACUGGGCAGGUUGACCCUUUUCCAUCAAUACAUACUGUUGACGAGGUUUACGUACCGUUGUAUAUAGAAGGUGCUCACUGGUUUUUAGGCGUUUUCAACCUGCUCAAUUACACGCUAACGAUAUACGACAGCCUUUUAAAUGCUUUCGAAAAGGAAAGAACGGAUGUGGUGUGUCAUAUAAAUUUUGUGUUUGACCACUGGCUACGAAUUCAUGGUUACAAUGCCCACAGACCAUUACCGUUAACUUACCCUUUCCGAGUUAUUUAUGAAACCGAUGCUCCUUAG
Messenger RNA from Helianthus annuus (common sunflower), 1149 nucleotides. RefSeq lists its product as uncharacterized. The record is from RefSeq and is a predicted model, not a curated record. Gene Ontology annotation, biological process: proteolysis. Gene Ontology annotation, molecular function: cysteine-type peptidase activity. The coding region runs from base 1 to 1149 and encodes 382 amino acids. NCBI's taxonomy places the organism in Eukaryota, Viridiplantae, Streptophyta, Magnoliopsida, Asterales, Asteraceae. The transcript has 6 exons.